Linum trigynum is the source of this 5877-nucleotide messenger RNA. NCBI's taxonomy places the organism in Eukaryota, Viridiplantae, Streptophyta, Magnoliopsida, Malpighiales, Linaceae. The record is from the annotation of a GenBank genome assembly.
AGUACUCUAACGACACGAAAAGGAGCGAAACAACACUUCAUCGACAAAUUUGUUACGCAACAAUACCAUAACAAGUAAGAACAAUGCAAUGCACGAAGAACAUUUAACCAAUUAUUAUUAUUAUUACUUUCAGAUUCAUGAUCCUCAUCAUGCACGAAGAACAUUUAACCAAUUAUUAUUAUUAGGAGCUACGCCUACGUUCGUGCAACUAAUUAACAAAACAUUAUUAUGUUGGGGUCCGAUUUGACAUUAAGAAAAAGAAAAGGGUACUGUUUCGAAAGACAAGGGAACAAGCAUGCUCAAUGCACCCAUUCCCUAGGGAUGGGUCGUGGUUCAAACACCACUAUAUUGUAUCGAAUGAGACGAUGUUUCGAUGAACUGAAUCAAAAUGUAAUUUUUUUGACCUGAUGGAUCUUGUUAAACUCAGAAUGAUUCGUGAGAGAAGAAUGUUAUAAAACAACCUUGCAGCCGAAGCUCAUUAGAAUGAGAGCACACGAAAAAUUAGUGGAAUAUAUCUUCAACAUUUGUAUGAAAAACAUGACGAUUCAACAAUUUUUUUUCCCCGAUUAUUUACUUUUUCAACUAACAAAAGUGUCAUGGGAAACCUUUUAGAUGAAGAGCAGACUCUCUAGAGGACAUGGAUAAGCUCUAGAUCGUCGUCGCAAAGCUUUUGACGAGCUGAGACAUGUGACAAGGGUCGUUGAUGAUUGCUUGUAAAAUUGGGAGUACUCAUAUUAACAGCUCGAAACUCAUGGUGGGCAUAUCUAAUAGUAAAUUCUCCCUAUCUAUGCUCGACAUCGAUCGAGAUCAAUGAUGACACGCUUGAAUUGUUGUCAUGUUAUUUAGAGAGCAGUUUUUGUCUUGUCAGAUGAGGUCCCAAGUCUAACUCGUUAUUAGUUGUUCAUAAUCCAUUCAAAAGCUGCUAACUACUUCAUUUGUCAAAGACCGUCGAAAAUUCAAAAAAUUCAAGAACCCACAUGAGCCUUUGGAAUAGAAAACCAUCCUCUAAUUUCUUAUUUUAUGUUCUUGCACCAUAUCAAAUGACCUAUUUCACUUCAAAUAAACUUCGACUUGGUCUGGUGCGACCAGGUACCGCUCGGACCACUACACACCCCUUAGAAGUAUUGUUGGAUCGAGUGGGUGGGUGUGUGAGUGUGUGUCCCCUCCCUUCUCCUUCGAAAUCUCGUUCUCGGUCCAUCCAUUCGCGAAUAUCAAGGAAAAUAAUAAUAAUAAUAAUAAUAGUAAAUACCAUAUAUAUUUUCCGGGGGAAAUCACAUUUUAUAUUUUCCUGUUAUUAAUUGUUAACCUUUGUUAUUUAUAAUAAUAAAUACCAUUUAUAUGUGUAACUGAUAAAAUUCUAUUUAUACAAAACCCCCUUCCUUACCUUCUUUCUUCUUCUUCUUCAAUUUUUCCUUGAAGGGGUUUCUCGAUCUUUGAUUGUUUAUUUAUAUAUAAAGCCUCUGCGUUUUUCAUUGCAGUGGAUUGUCUCUUUGCUUUCUCCAGAGGCACGAGGAAGAAAGAGAGGGUGAGGUAUAGAGAAGGAAGGAGACAGAGUUAAAGGGAAAAGCUACAAAAGGAAUUCUAAUGGAUGCUUCGAUCCAUGCCUUCUUCAGUCUCAAAGAAAUCUCCUUGGAAACCUGAUACCCAUGGAUCUCAUUGGGAUUGCUUCUUCUGGUGUGGAUUUCGAUGGUGGUGGCAGGCUAACUGGGACCUUAAAAGCUGUCUUCUUUGAUGGGUUGAACUCACACAGGGUAGCAAUGGGCAGCUUGAGCGAGGAAGAAUUCCGGUUCUUCGAUGCUGGUGAUGACAUUGCAUCGAGAAUCUCCGAUGUAAGUAGUGACAUCUCUGAUUGCCGGCAGAGUUUGGCUGAUAGCAAUUCAGCUGCCCCUAGCCCUCGUUAUGAAUUGUGGGCCGAUGCCCCCAAAAGUGUGGAGGAACGGCGAAACUUGUUCUUGAAAUGGAUGGAUGUCCGUUCAUGCCCAGAUGGAGAUUUUCCCAGUCCAGUAAGAAGCGGGAUUAAUAGAAUGAUUGAAAGCAGUGGGGCUGUGUUGAGGAACUCUUGUUACGAAGGCGAGUUUUGCUCGACAAGGUCUUCGAGGCUGAGUUGGUCCUAUGAUAGUUCCAGUCUUCUGGAGGAGUUGGGCUCAGCUCGCGAGUUUGUAGGUAGAGAUGAAAAUUCGGGUGGAGGGGUGGCUUCCAAUGUAGAUGAAAGUCAUGAACUUUACUCGCCAUAUUCAGCAAGAGCUAGGGAAUGUAGUAGCAAUGCUUCUGGCGCAUCAUCACCUUCACUUCGACGGCAUCAGCCAGGCUGCAGGGGAUCCAAGGAUAGUAGCACAAGCAGCAACACUACUUCCAAGACAAUUAAGAAACGGUGGUUGAGCAGGUUGAGGUCAAUGGCAUGUGCUGUGGAUGGAAGAACACAAGCCGAGAGGUUGAGCCAUUCUGUUGAUGAUUUACUUUUGUAUAAGGUACGAAGGAUGAAAGUUAGGCAAUCUGGGAAGCAAUUGAAGGAGCUCUCUGCACUCUACAGUGGGCAAGAGAUCCAGGCUCACAGGGGCUCAAUCUUGGCGAUGAGAUUUAGUCCAGAUGGGCAGUACCUGGCAAGUGCUGGCGAAGAUGGGAUUGUGAGAGUAUGGCAAGUUCUUGAAGAUGAUAGAUUGAAUGAACGUGAUAUUCCAGAAAUAGAUCCUUCAUGCAUCUAUUUCACUGUGGAUCAUUUGUCCGAGUUGAAACCCCUUACUGGUAAUCAAGAGAAGACGGCUAAAGUGAGGAGUUUGAGGAAGACAUCGGAUUCAGCUUGCAUAAUUUUUCCUCCUAAAGUUUGUAGAAUAUUGGAGGACCCAUUGCACGAGUUUGUUGGUCACAGUGGUGAUAUCUUGGACUUGUCAUGGUCAUAUGAUAAUCAUUUACUAUCAGCUUCAGUUGACAAAACUGUUCGUCUAUGGCAAGUAGGAUGCAAUCGAUGCCUCGCUAUCUACUCACAUAGCAACUAUGUUACUUGUGUUCAGUUUAAUCCUGGGGAUGAUAAUUACUUCAUGAGUGGUUCCAUAGAUGGGAAAGUUCGGAUUUGGGCAAUUUCUGGUUGCCAAGUUGUUGACUGGAUUGACAUUAAAGAAAUAGUUACAGCAGCUUGUUAUCGUCCAGAUGGGCAGGGAUUGAUUGUUGGCUCAAUGACAGGCACUUGCCGCUUUUAUAAUAGGACCAACAAUCACUUGCAAUUGGAUGCACAAGUAUGCUUAAACAACAAAAAGAAGUCGCCUGGAAAAAGAAUAACUGCCUUCCAGUAUUGCCCACGAGACUCGGACAAAGUAAUGGUGACCUGUGCUGAUUCACAAGUCAGGAUACUGAAAGGGCUCAAUGUAAUUGCCAAAUACAAAGGCUUGAGGAACACUGCAAAUCAUGUAUCUGCACGGUUUACUUCAGACGGAAAACAUAUAAUAUCAGCUUGCGAGGAUGCCAAUGUUUACAUGUGGGAUAGUUUUGGCUUAGAGAACUCAUUCUGCCCAAAUGGUAAAAACAUAAAGUCUUUUGAGCGAUUCUCUGCUGAUGCAUCGGUUGCACUGCCUUGGUCUGGUUUCAAGAAGUACUGUAACUCAGAAAAUGGGAAACCUCUGCCUUUUUCUUCCCCUGCAAGUUUCAAUCUCAAUCAAGAGUACUACCUCGAGCCAUAUCCCAAAGGUUCAGCAACGUGGCCAGAGGAAAAGCUUCCGAGAUCAAGCCCUUCUUCAGCCACGCCAUUAGCAUCGAUGCAUAAAUCACAAUACAAGUUUCUGAAAGCUUCAUGCCAGAGCGCUGCUGGCUCUCAUGCGUGGGCUCUUGUCAUUGUGACUGCAGGGUGGGAUGGCAAGAUUCGAUCUUACCACAGUUACGGCCUGCCAGUUCCAACCUGAGAUUGUUCUUGGUUUUCCCGAGGAUCAACCUGGUGUUCACUAUCUCAGGUGUGAAUGCCUUAUGCUCGACACUCCACUGGGCCCACGUCUUAUAAACGCUGAGGCAUGACAUGUGGUGGGGGAUGGUUGGCUGCAGACAUAUACAUGCUUGGGAAAUGAGCAAGUGUGGCUGUGAUAGGCUUGUUUUUGCUUUUGGAUGGAUACCCAGGUGAAGACUGAAGAUUUUUCUCACUUGUCAACUAAUGGAAAGAUAUGCAGGGGCCAUGUCUUGAGAAGAGGAGAGGCCAGUAUUCGAUAGAUUAUUCUUCUUUAUCCAUAAUGGAGGCAUGUCAUGGCCAGCCACUUCCAAAAAUAGGAUGAAGGGAAUCAAAAACCUGGUGGCUGGAGUUCAUUUUAGUGGGGAUGGAAAUGGUGAGGGGUAGGGAACUUCACACCAUUACAACAUAUAUUGGCGGUUCUGCAAUGAAUGAUUGAAUUGCUCUUGUCUGCCAUUUCCUGCACUCAAGGUAGGGUAUAUAUGCUUCACCUGACCCAUGGGGGCAUCAAUAUUGAGACGUCAGCAUCUAGUUGUCUGCUCAUCCAUGGAACUCCAGUAGCAACCUAACCAAGUACCGAGUUUUUGAAGAGUUGAUGAUCUAUGUGUGUGUAUAUUUUCCUGCUCCCUUUUCUGUUCUUCCUGCUCUUGCUCACAGGAUUUUUGUACAUGUAUUUUGGUCUUUUUAAGCUUAUUCUAAAGCAUCCCCCUUCCAUCAUCCUCUUGGAUUAGGAUUAGCGAUAUCGAUGUCCAUCCCGUUUUCUGGAGAAAGUAUGAAGAGAUGGACUUUGCCUUCAUGCCUGAACAUGUAGUUCUUGUCAGCAAAGGCUUUAAAUUGUAAAAGGUUUGUCCUUUGGUGUAAAUUGUAAAUGAUUUGGAAAAGGGAAAAAAAGAAAAAGAGUUGUGAUCACCAUUUUGGCUUAUGUACACUCUUCUCUGUUUGUGGUUGGAGUUUUUUUAAUUUGUAAACUACCCUGGGAAAAUAUCCAGAAACUGGGGCAUCAAGUUUCCAGCUUUCUAGUUACUGCUGUAAUGUGUAGUUUUGUCAUUUGCAGUUAGUCUAUCCUUAACAAAUAACAACAAACCGUUAACUAUAAAUGACGUAGUCGAAUGGUGUUUAUUACGUGCACAGUCAAGCCAAUGACACAUGAUUGCCACGUCAUCCACAUGACCAGAAUGUUUUUGUUAUUGCGUAAAACCUGCAUUGACGUGGCUUCCACGUACGCAGGCACCAUUCAAUUGUGUUACUAACAACUAACGAGUUGACCGUUACUUUUAAUGGUCAGCCCUAGUAGGUAUUUGGUGAUUGGUGACGGAGGAUCGUCUGAUAAGACGUGUUAAUCUGCAAUAUACGACUGUAAAAUUAAGCGAGAGGAAGAGAGGCUCUGAUACCAAAAUAUAAUAUCCCAAUCUUCGAAAUCUUUGAACAAAUAGUUUUGCUCCAGAGCAUAUUUAAAAUGGGUAAAUGUCAUUGCCACAUUUGGUCAUCACUGCGAUUACUAAAUCGUGUCUUUGAACAAUAGUUAUUCACAAUGCUCUUUUCGACCUGAAAUAUAGUAUUCGAAGGAGAAAAUGUAGUGGUUUGGAAUGAAGUGGGAGAGGUGUGGGGGGUUUUACUUCGGCUUUGAUGGAAUGGACAUUUAUAGGGCAUGAGAAGCGGUUAAAUGAGAUGUACGAAGAUAGGACAAAGUUUAAUGGAGUUGGAUGGAGUGCUGAAAUAUAGAUGUUGCGUUCAAGGAAGAUUGCCUGGUGUCAUCAAUCGUCCAAAUCGUACCUCCAAAUAUCUUAACCCUGAUAACUUCUUAAAAUUCUUGCUUUUCAAGCAACUUAUCAUGAUCAUCUCUAGAUUGUUCAUCUAUCCGAACAACUUUCACCCGCUUACUCCCCUGUUUAGACGAACGCGAAAAGAAACUCGUUAUUACACUCAAGCAAGUAUAAAUGUCAACAAAAACG